This is a messenger RNA of Helianthus annuus (common sunflower), 792 nucleotides long. RefSeq lists its product as uncharacterized. The coding region runs from base 1 to 792 and encodes 263 amino acids. Lineage: Eukaryota; Viridiplantae; Streptophyta; Magnoliopsida; Asterales; Asteraceae. The transcript has 3 exons. The record is from RefSeq and is a predicted model, not a curated record.
AUGCCGUUCAACCAAAUGCCAUAUCAAAUGCAGCAACUAAUGCAAAACCCGCUAAAUAUGCCAUAUCAACCACCGCCACAAGCACGUCCAACACAAAUCGAGGAACAAGAUGAUGACGGAAAGGAUAAAAAAGAAGACGUAGCCGCCAAACAACAACAACGGCCAUGGCCAAAAAUUGAGGAAGAGGCGUUGGCGAAGGCACAUAUUAGCUCUUCAACGUCUCCUAUAAUCAGUAACAAUCAACAAAGCGAUGGGUUUUCGCAAGAAGCCCUUGAUAUAUUCCAUGCGAUUAUGGAACAAGGCGAGUACAGAACCAUUGAUUCUAUCAGCUCCAAGUGGCGCAAGAUGAAUACGUUGAUCAAACGCUUUUGUGGGUUUUAUAACAUAACGCUCGCCAACAAACCGAGUGGGUGGAACCACGAAAAUGUUUUCAAUGAAGCGUUGCGUUUAUACGAAAAUGACAAAAAAACUUCUUUCCCACAUGUCCGUGCUUGGCAAGUUGUAAAGGAUCAAACAAAAUGGAAGGGAACUCAAAAUGAGGUUGCAAGCGCGAAACGAGCAAAGAAACAGUCUAAAACUUCCGAGUCAGGAAGUUAUAGCAUUGGAGGCUCAACCGGUCGUUGCCAAAUAAAUAUCAAUGACGAGCCCGACUAUGAGGAGGAGCCGAUUGAAGAUGAAGAACGUCCCACAGGAAGGGACAAAAGUAAAAAGAUAGCGGCUGAAAAAAAGAAACAAGCCGCAUCAGGAAAAGUGGUGGUGGUUCGAAGUUGGAAGGUAUUAUGGCCGAGUUGA